Messenger RNA from Pocillopora verrucosa, 2958 nucleotides. Its product is annotated as apoptosis-inducing factor 3-like. Gene Ontology annotation, molecular function: flavin adenine dinucleotide binding; oxidoreductase activity, acting on NAD(P)H; 2 iron, 2 sulfur cluster binding. Gene Ontology annotation, cellular component: cytoplasm. The record is from RefSeq and is a predicted model, not a curated record. Lineage: Eukaryota; Metazoa; Cnidaria; Anthozoa; Scleractinia; Pocilloporidae.
UUGCUUUGAAAAGUGACUUCCGUUUCGAUUGUCCACCCGCCAAGUGGUUCUAGAUGUUCUGUAAGGCGGUUAAAGUUGUAUUCCGACCCGAUGUUUUUGGACCCUUAUUGCGUCAAAUCGUGCGUAAAUACAACUUUCACACAAAAUUACCAUACCGCAAUUUACCUGUCAUGGGAGUCACGGUAUCUUCUAACAGAGAGAGGAAGGUUUUUUUAAGUAGAAAAAGUGUCCCUCAGCCAUCAUUUGCCAGUUUUUCCACAACAGGGACACUGACCACAGAUACAGGAGAAGGAACAUCUGUAGAAAGCUCCACCAUGAUUGAAGUCAAUGUUGGCCAAUAUGAUGACUGUCUGCAAGAUGGAACUAUGAGAACAAUUGACAUUGGAGAAGGUAAAGCACUGCUGGUACGUGAGAAUGGGGAGUAUUCUGCAGUUGGCCACAAGUGUACUCACUAUGGGGCUCCUUUAUCCACUGGUCAUCUCUCUACUGGACGAGUACGCUGUCCCUGGCAUGGAGCCUGCUUUAAUGUCAAGACUGGUGAUAUUGAAGACUUUCCUGGGCUGGACAGUUUACCCAAAUUUGAGGUGGUCAUCAAGAAUGGUAAUGUUAUUGUUAGGGCACAUCCAGAGCAAUUUACAUCUCAUAAAAGAGUCAAGACAAUGGUUAAAGAAGACACAAGUUGUGACAAACGAGUAUUUGUUAUCAUUGGGGGAGGUGGAGCAGCCAUGAAAGCUGCCGAGACAUUGAGAGAAGAGGGAUUCAGAGGGCGUGUUAUCAUGAUUACAAAAGAGGCUCACUUGCCCUAUGAUAGACCAAUUUUAAGUAAGAAAUUAGCUGCCACGGCUGAUUCUUUAAAGUUACGUUCAAUGGAAUUUCUCAAGGAUCAUGACAUUGAGCUCAUGACAAAAACUGAGGCCACUGCAUUGGACAAUAACCAAAAAACUGUCACUUUGAGUAAUGGCACAGUUCUUAACUAUGAUAGUGUAUUGAUUGCUACUGGAGGAAAACCGAGAAGUUUAAGUAUACCUGGAAGUGAUCUGGAGAACAUCUUCUUACUGAGGAGUCCUGAAGAUGCUAACCAGAUUGCCUCCUUCGUCCCUGGAAAGAACGUGGUCAUCAUUGGGACUUCGUUUAUAGGUAUGGAACUGGCGUCGAACUUUGCAGACAAAGCUGCGUCUGUGACAUGUGUUGGAAGAAGCAGUAUUCCUUUUGCGAACGUGCUGGGCGAGAAGAUUGGCGCCAUGCUGAAAAAGACUCAUGAAAGCAAAGGAGUAAAAUUCAUCACCGAUGCUGCUGCGAGUAGUUUCAAAGGCGACAGCGGAAAAUUAACAGCUGUGUGUUUUAACAAUGGAACAGAAGUUCCUGCUGAUGUCUGUAUCCAGGGAGUAGGUGUAUCACCAUCCACAGACUUCUUAAAAAACAGUAGCGUGCCUCAGACCAGCCGCGGAGAUGUAAUUGUUGAUAAGUACAUGAAGGCUUGUGAAGGAGUUUUUGCCGCUGGAGAUAUCGCUCAUUUCCCUCUGAAGAUGUUAGAUUGGGAAAGGGUGACUAUUGGUCAUUGGCAGAUUUCGCACAAGCAUGGACUGACUGCUGCGCGUAAUAUGCUUGGAGGAAACGAAGAGAUCGACACAAUACCAUUCUUCUGGACUUCUCAGUAUGGUAAAAGCAUCAGAUACUGUGGUCACGCCCAUUCAUUUGAUGACGUGCUUAUUGACGGUAGCGUUGAUGAACAAAAAUUCACCGCCUACUUUGCCAAAGGGGAUAAAAUUCUUGCUGUAGCAACCAUGGGACCUGGGAAUGCCGCCGCAAAGGCAGCCGACGAAAUGUUUGAGGGGAAAAUGCGUUCUGCAUCAGAGAUCAGGGCUGGUCUUUAAAGACACGAAGACGUCCGCGCAAUGUCAGAGACAAAAGUUGAAGUUGACUAGCAAAUAUCACUCGACGAUUUUGAAAACAAUAACUUUUAGCUACAUAAAAAAAAUAAUGCACUCCUCUCUUAGUGAUUUGGUUUUUUUAAAUUACUUGUAAAAUCAUGCGACCUUCUAUGUACAUACUACUACGGACAGGUGAUAGCUGUAAUCGUAUUUUCUAUUUGGGAUUAUAAAAUGUUAAGAGAAAUGCGCGCGCUGUGAUUGGUCAGAACGAGUUCAUUAUAUUUCCAUAAUGAACGCAGCCUACGUCAUCGGUACGAGCGCGCGCAAUUCACGAUACAUUUCAUGACAGGAAAAAAAACCUUGUUCCUCGAGCAUUGUUGAGUUACAUAAGCACGCGGGAAUUUUUAAGAACAGGAGAGAAGUGCGAAGAAGCACUCGCCUUCGGCUCAUGCUUCUAGCACGUCUCGAGUGUUCUUAAAAAUUCCCAAGUGCUUAUAUAACUCAACAAUGCAUUUGGCGCGUUUUUUAUUCCUUUCGUAAAAAAUUGUAUGCUUAGCUAUUUUAUUCAGUAGAUUCUCGAUGUAGAUCCUUUCACAACCUACUAUUCUAUCAUAUAGAGCGGACAAGUUUAGAAUAUAACAUAUUUAACAAAGCAAUAUUUUAUAAAGUACAAAGACUUUGUUUUGAACGAGUACCUCUACUUUAUUUUAGGAUGAACGUGACCUACGCUGGAGUAAAAUUUAUCUUAGACAACCAAAAUACUCAUUCGCAAUAAAAAGAUGGAAUUCUAAUUUAAUCCUGCUACUUAAAUUGAUAUUUAGUUAAUUAACGGCAUAUUCCUAAUAUGGAAUUCUUUGUUACAAAAGAACUGGAACUUCCUGAAGCUUUGUGUUUCAUCUUGCUGGGUUUGCAUAUGUUAUAUUCUGGUAUGAGCUACCGCUCUAAAAAUUUUAAGGAGGGAGUUUCUCUCGUCGUCGACAGUUUGCCACUUUGUCGCAGUUCCAAGCGAGUUAACUCCAGUGUACGCUUGGAGCUUUGCACGGUGUUUUAUUGCACGUUUCCUCGCUUGUAUUACAGAUACAUGUGG